GACACUGGAACGCAGCGUACUUUAGUUACAUUAUUCAACGGGCUACGUUUUAACAUUUCGUCUCUACUCAUUCGCCGACCACUGUUUUGAAUGUCGAGCUAACUGAAAAUGGACCCUCUGAAGCUACAUCAAAUAGAUGAAGAACUGGGGUCUGACGACGUCGCUGCGCUCAAGUUCCUAUGCAGCCAUCACAUUAGUAAAAAGCGACUGGAGUGCGUGAGCGAUGGACGUGAUCUUUUCACGCGCCUGGGGGAGCAAGCUCUGACGGACGACGAACAUUUUGUCUCGGAGCUGCUGUAUACUAUCGGACGUUACGAUCUUCUCCACAUCCUUGGCACCUCCAAAGAGGAGGUCAGAGAGAACCUAAAAAAUCAAAACCCCCGUAUAUCAGCAUACAGGAAACUGCUGUAUGAGUUGUCCGAGGACGUGACCAACGAAAAUCUUCGCACUGUCAAAUUUCUGCUUAAUAGAUUACCCAAAGCAAAACUACAGCAGAACACUACUUUUCUAGAUGUUCUGUCUGAGAUGGAGAAGCAGGAGUUACUGGGAGAAGAUAACCUUGAUGAACUGGUGAGAGUUUUGAAUGAAUGUGACAAAGAACUGGCCAGCAGAGUGCAGGACUUCAAAGAAAAGAGAGAAAAGGAGCAAAAUCAUCUGUCUGUCACAGUAAGUGGAGGUUACCUAUCACAAGAGACUUCUUUACCUGAUCCUGGUUCAAUGGGUCUUCUAGACAUACCAAUCAAUCAAGGACGUAGAAGGGGUUCCUCAGUAGUUUCGGAUGCUUUAUCAGUGUCUAACAAUGAGAAUCAGGAUGAGUGCUAUCCCAUGAGUCACCGCCCUGUUGGACACUGUGUCAUCAUCAAUAACUACGAGUUUGAAUCUCACACAACUCUCUCCAGCCGAAGAGGGACGGAUAAGGAUGAAGAGUGUCUCCGAAAAAUCUUCGACAGAAUGCAUUUCGACGUAUCCGUGCACAACGACUUAAAAGGCCAGGACAUGCUGAACAUAGUGGAUGAAUUUGCGAGCAAAAACCACGCCGACUUUGACGCCUUCGCUUGCUGCGUCCUGUCCCACGGCGAGAAGGGCGUGGUCUUUGGAGUAGACGGCUCACCGGUACAAAUCAGCGACCUCACUCAGCCCUUCGCCUCCUGCCACACCCUCACGCAGAAGCCCAAGCUCUUCUUCAUCCAGGCGUGUCAGGGCAAAGAGCUACAGAAGGGGACCCUGGUCCGGGCGGACGGGCCGGACGACGACGACGAGGAGGAGGAGGAGGAGCCGGUCGAGGAGGACGCCCGCACCAUCACCGCCGUCAGCAUCCCCGUUAAGGCGGAUUUUCUGAUCGGCAUGGCGACGGUGGAGGAUUAUAAGUCGUUUCGCCACACCCUCGAGGGAUCUAUUUACAUCCAGGAGCUCUGCAGACAGCUCGAGAACGGCUGUCCCAAGCAGGAAGACAUAUUGACCAUUUUGACUAGAGUGAAUGGCAAAGUGAGCACCGGUGAGUUCAGGAGACACAAGCAGAUGCCUGAACCUCGAUACACUCUCACCAAAAAGCUGGUUCUUCCCAUGGACUGAAACCUGAUUGGCUAAGGAACAACACCAUUCCUCGUAUGACUGGACCCACACAGAAUCAGUCAACCAUUGACUACGUCUCAAGCAUGGUGCCUUGACAUCUAAAGGACAGGACGUGACACUAUAUUUAACAACAUACAAUAAUGCACUGUGUGUACAUACACUAAUGGAGUGAUGUUUGUGUGUUUGUGUGUGUGUGUGUGUGUGUGUG
Messenger RNA from Chanos chanos (milkfish), 1780 nucleotides. RefSeq names its product caspase 8, apoptosis-related cysteine peptidase (gene casp8). Gene Ontology annotation, molecular function: protein binding; cysteine-type endopeptidase activity. Gene Ontology annotation, biological process: regulation of apoptotic process; proteolysis. Lineage: Eukaryota; Metazoa; Chordata; Actinopteri; Gonorynchiformes; Chanidae. The coding region runs from base 109 to 1572 and encodes 487 amino acids. The record is from RefSeq and is a predicted model, not a curated record. The transcript is spliced from 10 exons.